This is a messenger RNA of Petromyzon marinus (sea lamprey), 7180 nucleotides long. NCBI's taxonomy places the organism in Eukaryota, Metazoa, Chordata, Hyperoartia, Petromyzontiformes, Petromyzontidae. The record is from RefSeq and is a predicted model, not a curated record.
CUGUAUGCGGAGAGGCACGGCGCUGGUGGUGGUGGUCGUGGUGGGCAGAGUGGCUGACACUGUACCCACAACACGCGGGAGGAGGGAGGUCGCGCUGCAAUGGGGAAGUCGCUGUCCAGGAUGCAGCAGUUGCAGCUCCUUGGACUUCCCCUUUCUCUUCUGCAUCACCACCACCACCACCACCCACCACCACCAUGUCGGCCCAUCCCUCGGCCUCUCCCCACAGCGCAGACGCUCGCCGAGAGCCCUGACACGGACGGGGUACAACUCGGUGGUGGAGGGGAGCGCACCGCCGGCCACUCGCAGUGUCGAGGUGUCGCGUGGAGGAGGAGGAUGGGGCUCGUGAGAUAAUCCGCCCCGCGCACCGCGAGCCACGUGGGAGAUGUCCCCGGCAGCGCUGGGACCACCGCCUCGCGAUGGCGAGACACGGGUAAAGCUGCGUCUCACAGCCUAGCUGGAGGCUGCUGCGCUUGGAGCUGCGAGGACGUGGCCUUGGCGAGCGCCGUGAGGAUGAGCGCCGAGCCGGGGUUGGCGGUUACACUGGAGGAGGAGGAGGAGGCGUCCGUGGCGGAAGAUGCCUCUGAUCGUGCGUCGGAGAUCGAUGGUGACGAGGCAAAUAGCUUGGUGGUGAAAUGGUCGCGUUUGAAACUGCAGAAUCUGAAGAUCUGUUGGAUUGCGGAAAUCAGCCAGAGCAUCGUGGAGAUGGACUUGUCUCAAAACCUUCUGGAGGAACUUCCGCCCUUGGUGCCAUGGGGUCUGAAAAUGCUCCGCGCUUUCGACGCCUCCUCCAAUCAGCUGACGUGUUUCCCCAGCGUUACACCUCAGCAGAUAUUCUGCACUGGGUUGACCGAAAUCAACCUCUCCAUGAAUUGCCUCUUCUCCCUGCCUGCUGAGGUGUUCCUGCUGACCAACCUCAAGACUCUGAACCUCUCCCACAAUCAGCUGAGCGAGUUUGGCUGCCCCGAGAGAGCAGCCCUGGGCCUGGUGCAGUGCCGAGACCUGGAGGUGCUCAAUCUGUCGUACAAUCAGCUGGGGGAGUUGCGCAAGGAAGUCCUGCAGCUCCUCAACGGACUGCGCUGGCUCAAUGUGUCUCACAAUCAGCUCAAGGCAUUCCCACCGGCGUGGCACUGUCCACUGGUGCAGCUGAAGGCGACUCACAACCAGCUGGAGGAGAUUGGGGAGGGCUUCCAGCUACACUGGUCGAGCUCCCUGCAAGAGCUCGACCUCAGCAACAACUCCCUCGCCGAGCUCCCAGGGGCCAUCCUGCAGCUCACGGAGCUGCAGAGUUUGAAUAUCUCUGAUAAUCAUCUGCUGGUCAUUCCUCCUGCGCGGUUGUGGACGUGCUGCAAGCUGCAGACCCUCGACUUGUCACAAAACUACAUUGGCAAGCAACCAUCUUUGUUCAGCAGGGGCAGCGGCAGCGGCGGCGGCGGCAGCGGGAGCAGGAACCGGCUCGUCGCGUUCAUCACCAGGAAGCUGAGACACCCGAUGGAAGGUGUGCUUCUGGACUUACCGGACUUUCUGGGGAGCACGCUGGAAGCCCUCAACCUGAGCAGCAACUUUAUGGACAGCGUUCCUUCUUCCAUCGGCUCCCUCCUAGCUUUGCAGGAGCUCUACCUCUCCAGGAACCCGGGCAUCCGCGAGCUGCCGCACGCGCUGGGCAGCCUCAGCAACCUGUGGCUGCUGGAGAUCGACGAGCUGGAGAUCUCCAAUGUCCCUGCUGACCUCCUGCAUGACCCCAACGGGACGCCGGCUAUCUUGGCCUACCUGCGGGCCCAGCAGCGCCGCUCGCAGCACUGCUACUCCCUCAAGCUCAUGGUGGUCGGCCCCUCGCACCAGGGGAAGACGUCGCUCCUCUCGUCGCUGAGACACCGGCGGAAGCCGCCGCCGCCGCCGGUCUCGGGCGGCUGCCCCGACGUGCCCAUCGUGCUCAGCACCUGGGACCUGCAGCGCCCCCUGGGCCUCGCCGACCUCAAGGUGGAGAAGAUCCGCUUCUCGGUGUGGGACGUGGGCGGCACGGCGAGCGCGCUGCCCGUGCACCGCUGCCUGUGCACCGACCGGGCGCUCUACCUGCUCGUGUGGAACCUGGCUCUGGGCGAGGAGGGAGUGGUGAGCCUGCACCACUGGCUGCUCACCAUCCAGGCGAGUGUUGGCCGGGCGUCUACCGUGCCUUGGGAUUGGACGACGGUCACGUGUGUCCCCUGGAGCCGGGCCCGACUGCGAGCGUCUCUCCCCCGACAGGCGCGGGCCCCGCACGCGGCAGUGAUCGUGGUGGGGACACACCUGGACCGCCUGCCCGUGCGCUUCAUGGGCGAGAGGCUGGCCACCCUCAAGGCCCAAGUGCUCAGCCUGUGCUGCGACCCGAGUGGCCGGAGCUUGAGCGGCUAUCCCAGCGUUGACUGCAAGCACAUCUGCGAAGUGUCGUGCCAGUCUCUCGCUGGCAUCGACGACCUGCGGAAGUUGAUCUUCCGGGCGGCGUGCGGCAUAAAGGACGGGGGCAGCGCCGUUCCCAACCAGCGGCUCCUGGGGCGCCUGGUGCCCAGGAGCUACAUCGCGCUGCACGACGCGGUGCAGGCGGAGCGCCAGCGCCGCGUGGCGGACGCGCUGCCGCAGGUGCUGACGCGCGAGGAGCUGCGGGCGCUGGCGGAGAGCACCCCGGGGAACGACUUCUCCUACUCGCACGACGAUCUGCAGCGAGCGGUGCAGUUCCUGUCGGAGGUGGGGGCGCUGCUGCACUUCCCCGACUGCAGCUGGGGCCUGGGAGAGGUGCUUUUCCUGCACGGGGGCUGGCUGGCGCACUGCCUCGAGGGCACGCUGCGCGGCGUGGCCUCGGGGCCAGGCCAGGGCGCCACGCGGCCCCGGGAAACCAUCGUUUCGGCGCUGGCGGCCGCCGGCGUUCCCGCGAGGCACCAGGAGCAGCUCCUGCAGCUGCUGCUGCUCUUCGAGAUGAUGCUGCCCCUGCAGCACGACAGCUUCCUGCUGCCCCACCUCAUGCCGGAGAGGCCCGGCCUGCAGCUGCUUCCGGUGUUGGAAGACGACGGCAAGAAGACGAUGACCGUUCGCCGCCUCGUGCAGAUGAGCUUCACGCCAUUGGGCUUCUGGUCGCGGCUCAUCGCGCGCCUGCUCAUCAGCGUGGCUCAGAUUGAGCGCCAGGUGGUAGGAGGUGUCAGGAGACCUUUGGGGAAGCAGGCCCUAGACCCCGACUGUGACGUGAGCUAUGCCCGUGCCAGCACGUUUCGGAUUCGCCGAGCGCGCAAGGUCUACUGGCACGAGGGCCUGGCCAUCCUGCACAGCGACGGCUUCUUCAGCGUGGAGGCUGCAGGGAAGCAGUGGGGGGACUCGGGAGAGCAUCCCGGCAUCGAGAUAUUGGUUCAGUCCCAGUCGCAGGACUUCUCUGCCAUCGCGUUCGUCACGGACCACGUCAACACGCUCAUCGAACACUGGUUCCCCGAACUGAUGGAUGUGGAGACCAACGGGACGCCGUUCAUCAAGCAGCUCAUCCCCUGUCCCUACUGCGUCGGCCCUGCGGACUCGCGGGAGGGAGAGGGCCAGGGAGGGGAGUGCGAAGACGAUAGGCCCGGGUUAUUCACUCUGGAGGAGUGCGUGAUGGAGGCUGUGAGGUCCGAUGUGAUCGCGUGCCACAGACACGCGGACAAUCCCGUGCCCCUGACCCGGCUCAUCCCAGAGGCGUUCCUCACAGACUUCCCAAAGCGGCUUCUCUUGGACGUUGCGAGCCUGGACUACAACCCAAGAGAAGAGUUGCAGCUGGGCCAGGGCGCCAGUGGAACCAUCUACAGAGCGCUCUACCAGGGCCAGCCAGUGGCCAUCAAGGACUACCACAUCAAGGGGGCGGCCCAGCAGGAGGACACGGUGCUGCGGAGGAUGCACGCGGGGCGCGUGUGGCGCCGCAUGGCGGACCUACGCGUGGAGGCGUGCAUGAUGCGGACGCUGUCCCACCCGUGCGUGGUGGCGCUGCUCGGGGUGAGCGUGCGUCCGCUGGUGCUCAUGCUCGAGCUGGCGCCGCUCGGCAGCCUCAGCGACGUCCUGGAGCGCCGCGUCGCCCUGGAGCACUCGCAGGAGGAACCUGACGCCGACCCGCUGCCUCUCGGCGUGAUACUCACCCACAAGGUGAUCCACCAGAUGGGGCUGGCGUUGGCCUACCUGCACCGGCACGGCAUGCUGCACUGCGACCUUAAGUCCGACAACGUGCUGGUGUGGUCGCUAGACCCGCACGUCGCCGUCAACGCCAAGCUGGCCGACUACGGCGUCUCGCGCCUCUCCUUUGGCCAGGGCAGCCGGGGCAGCGAGGGCACCCCGGGGUACCAGGCCCCCGAGGUGCGGCCGGGAUUCGUGUUCGACGAGCGGGUGGACGUCUUCUCGUUGGGCAUGGUCAUCUAUGAGCUGCUGUCGGGCCAGCGUCCCGCGGUGGAGGGGAGGCCGCUGGACGUGGUGAGGAAACUGAUAAGAGGCGAGCGGCCCACCGUGCCGCUCGAGGCCUGGAGGCACGCCCAGCCGCUGGCGGAGAUCAUGGAGCAAUGUUGGAAGACCUGCCCCAAGCAGCGCCCGUCUUCGCACGAGGUCGUGACCUCGCUCUGCGACCCCACGUCAGCGUGCCAGGCCUACAGCGUGGAGUGCGGGCAGCACAACGCGUGCCUGCCCUGCAGCGCGUUCCCCCGGCACGCGCUGCUGUGGUACGGCGACGGCAUCCUCAGGAGGUACAGUGUGCUGACUGUGCCGAGCGGCCACAUGCAGACCAAGCACCUGCCCUGCCCUGGCGGAAAGGUCGUGUGUCUCACCAAGGUCGGGUCUACCGUGUGGAUCGCCACGCAGGAUCUGAAGAUAGAGAUUUACGUUCUCAGGGAGAUGUGCCCUCUCUGCGUGCCGGACAGAAUCAUACCGGUCCCUUCCCAAGUCACCUGUCUGCUGACGAUUCCUUCACAGACUCCUGACGAGUGCGACGUCCUGGCAGGGCUGGAAGACGGAAACGUGGCGGUGUUUCUCAACAAGCCGAGCUCCCCCAGCCUGGAGCCCACGCUCUACCUGUGCCCCGCGUACGCCAACCUGCACGUGUUCGGCGUGAGCGAGUGGGACUCGCGGCAGACCGUCACGGCCGUCAGGGCCAUCGUCUCCGUGCGCGAUGGGAAGGAGCUGUGGUUCGGCAACGGCCCGGCCGUCGUCGUCGCGGAGCGGGAAGGUUUCCGAAUCGCGCGUCGAUUGGAGAUGUUCUCGGCGGUCACCGUCCCCCCGUCGCGCGUGGCGGCCCUGGCCGUGACCUCGUCCUCCCGCGGCGGCGACCCCGCGGCCUCCGCGGAGACGGUUUGGGCCCUGGACGACGUGAGCAACGCGCUGGUGGCGUGCGACGCCGAGUCGUACUCGCUGCUGGCUCGCUACCCGCUCAACGCCAGCGUCGCCCGUGGCGACGCGCUCUCGCUCGCCGGGUACGCCGCUCGCGCCCGGACGCGCGAGGAGAGGAGACGGCUGCACAUUACGCCCGUGGGCAAAGGCCUUCAGAUUUUUGUCGACGGCUCCUCUGAUGACGAAGAAUCGCAGGCAGCAGACGGCCGCCAGGAACGGGCGCACGAGUCUCCGUCGCUCGGUGACAACAAAGAGGACUCCGUCGAGCAGCAGCGCAGCGCGGAACUCGACAGAGAGGCGCUGGAUGACCUGCGCGCAGUGGAUUUGAUAUCCGUCCGGGACUGCCUGUGGGUGCCAAGGCGUGGCGGAGACAUCCCGGUGAUUCACGUGAAUCGGGAGGAGGCACGGGCUCGAGUCAUCGCCGUGAUGAGGGGGAAGGUGCCCGGCCACUACAGGAAGAUCGUGUCUGCAGGCCCUGCUGGGGACGACGCCAUUGUCUGUUGCCAUGGAGACGGAGCAGGGCAGUUGGCCGUGUCCGUCUGGAGGAAGUGGCUCACCGCAGACUUCACAGACUUCUACAGUUUCCAAGACAACCUACGGGGCUUGAUCCGCCAAUCAAAGUUCUCAAGAUGACCGUCGAAUGCAGGACCAAGUCUCAACAACGCCACUCGUCCUCUGCCAGCACGAGUCUCGCAGCACGAGUCUCGCAGCAUGAGCGCUCGCCACGGGGCCGUUUCCGUCAUGGGAACGUGCGCGGGCAGGGGGAGGUUUAUGGCUACGAAGCCUCGCACCUGAAGCGCCAAAAGUAGAGGGCGUGGUGUUGGCGGGAGGGAUACGAUGGUUGUGUGCGCGUCAGAAUGAGAUCAUAGCACUCGUGGCGAGCGAGAUUGCCAAGUCUGGGGCUUCAAUAAACCAGGAGGACCUUAUAAUGGAAAGAAUCUCUCUGUGUGGGAGAGAACUACAGUCCACGUCAAUGCAUUGCGCUGUGUGGUUUAUUCUGAAUGCAAGUGUCAGAAAAAAAACUGGAAUGUUAAUGUCCCAGGAAGACUUAACAGAUUGCCCAGGAUAGCUACCUCAACAAAGAGAAAGUCCUGGGAAAACCGGGACAUAGGUGGCGACCCUAGCGAAGAGCGUGGAGGAAAAGUAUGCACAUGUGACGUGUGCUGCCGGUACGCGAGUACGGCUUGGAUAGUCAAGUGCAGUUGUGAGACCCAGAGUAGAGGGGAUUGGGGGGAGAAGUUGGGAGGCCUGUAUGCCUAGCGUUUGUACACUUUUUGUAUCUUGGGGAGGCCUUCGCAUAAACGUUUAUUAAAGUUUCAAUGUUACUGUAUUAAAAGCAUUCUACAUGGACAUGUCUCCUGUAAGGAUCUUCUCAAAGGGUUAGGCCUGGGUUUCCCAAACCCCGGGUCCUCACAAUCCACGACCACGCUCCGUCAUUCUGCCUUUAUCCAUUUACUCUUCCCAUUCAAAUACAAACUCGUUCCAGGCGACACGCGCCCACUGAUUGCUAAAUGCUUCCCAUGCGAUGCAGAGCAAUUACCGAUGUCUGCGGCAAGAGCCAAUUCAAAUUGAGACAUGUGCGCGUACUCCUUCCACGUGAUGCAGACAGUUAAUUGCUGAGCGGGUCUUGUUUAAUAAUUAUUGGGUGCGUGCAGCGUGGAACGAGUUAAUUGGAAUGAGAGGCAUAAUUUGGUAAAUGGGGAAAGACGGAGCGUGGACUAGAGUUGGGAAACCCGAGGUUAGGUGGCGCGGCUAAACACAGAGGGGAGCAGGGGCACGCUACGCCAGAGUGGGAAGAGGUGUGGGGGCAGGGUAGAGUUCAGAU